This is a messenger RNA of Schistocerca serialis cubense, 976 nucleotides long. Its product is annotated as heat shock 70 kDa protein 14-like. Gene Ontology annotation, molecular function: ATP-dependent protein folding chaperone; ATP binding; heat shock protein binding. Lineage: Eukaryota; Metazoa; Arthropoda; Insecta; Orthoptera; Acrididae. The coding region runs from base 38 to 976 and encodes 312 amino acids. The transcript has 6 exons. Gene Ontology annotation, biological process: cellular response to unfolded protein; protein refolding. Gene Ontology annotation, cellular component: ribosome; cytoplasm. The record is from RefSeq and is a predicted model, not a curated record.
UGAAGAAAAGAUUGCUGUGUAUACCCCAGAAGGAGCCAUGACAUGCAUAUACAAAAAGCUGUUUGGCUUUGCUUCCACAUGUGUACCUCCAGAUACAGAUCUGCGCACAGUCCUGUGUGUCCCCUUAAAUUUUUCGAAGUGUAGUCGUCGGGCACUGGCACAUGCAGCGGAAGAUGCAGGAUUCGAUGUUCUGCAAGUAAUUAGUGAACCUAUAGCAGCCUUGCUUGCUCAAGGCUAUGGUGUUGAGUCCCCAGAUGAGAGAGGGAAAUGGAAGUUGGAUCCAAAUGAUAGUCGGCGUGCUAUGGCUAAAUUGUACAAUGCUGCAGAGCAGUGCAAACACAUUUUGUCCACAAUGAGUACAGCUCAUUGUUUUAUUGGGUCUUUGUGUGAAGGAACAGACUUUAGCUACAAUGUUACAAGAGCACGAUUUGAAAAUUUGAUUAGUGCAGCUGUGAAAAUGUGCACUGCCCCCAUAGAAGAAGCACUGAGCCAAGCAGGUAUCAAUUGCAGAGACAUAAACAAGGUGCUCCUGUGCGGUGGAUCUGCGAAAAUCCCGAUAAUUCAGCAAUCUGUCUCAGAAAUGUUUCCCAAUUCAGAGUUAUUAUGUAGUGUAAAUCCUGAUGAACUGAUUGCCCUGGGUGCUGCGAAGCAUGGUAGUUAUCUGAAAGAACCAUUUGACCCAGGUUGUGAUCAUCUAUCAUAUGAUAUCCCAGUUGUAACAAAAUCAAUUUUUAUGAAGGCAAACGAUGAUAAAGUGUUGGUUAUACCAGCACAGACACCUGUUCCGGUCAAGGUCACAAAGAGACUUCCAUUGACACUCUCAGGAGAGAGUAUAGUAGUUCAGGUUCUUGAAGCUGAUGAUGAUGAUGAUGAUGAUGAUGAGGAUACAGACAAAGAACAGGGAGCUGUAGUUUUGGGAAAUGUAUUUUAUAAGACGGAGAAAAACAUUUGUGUUGCAGUUUUGAUUGCUGCAUGA